Molecule: messenger RNA, 1756 nt
Organism: Xiphophorus hellerii (green swordtail)
Lineage: Eukaryota; Metazoa; Chordata; Actinopteri; Cyprinodontiformes; Poeciliidae
Product: zinc finger protein 250-like
Exons: 2
Coding region: 65-895 (276 amino acids)
Biological process (GO): regulation of transcription by RNA polymerase II
Molecular function (GO): RNA polymerase II cis-regulatory region sequence-specific DNA binding; DNA-binding transcription factor activity, RNA polymerase II-specific
Source: RefSeq, a predicted model, not a curated record
UAGCUGAGUUAGCUUCUGGUGUGUGUCAGAGUUUUCAGGAGUUUUCUGGUUCUGUUCAGCAACAAUGUGUUCCGUUGAGCCUCUGAGAGAGUUUAUCAGAGAGAGACUAACUGCUGCUGCUGAAGAAAUCUUCACCCAGCUGGAAAAAACCAUCGUCCAGUACGAGGAGGAGAUCGACCGGCAGCGGAGACUGCUGGACCUCACCUGGAGACCCCGAACCGAGCCGAACCCCGCAGAGCUCCAGCAUCAUUUCUUCAGCGAGGAGCUUCCCGCCGAUCGGGACAGCAGUUCCAGUCCGGACCGGGACGCACCAGAACCGGCGCCUGACGACGUCUGCUCCAGGCAGGACGGAGCGCUGGUGCUGAAGCAGGAGACCGAGGCCAUCAUGGUGACUGUGGACUACGAUGACGAACCUGAACCAAGCAGCUACCAGCUUCUCUACCAGAACCGCCCAGUGAUCCAGAACCAGAACCAGGAGGCACUGAAGCCAAAGAAAACCAGAACUCCCAGCGACCGACUGGACCUUCUGCCACAGAACGCAGAUGGAAAUCUGUAUCCCUGUCCCAUUUGUGGGAAAUGUUUUGCCAAGAACAGCUACUUGACCAAACACAAGAGGAUCCACACCAGCGAGAAACCGUUUGUCUGCGAUCAGUGCGGGAAGGCCUUCAGCAACACCAGCUACCUGGCCAAUCACAAGAAGACUCACAGUGGCAUGAAACCGUUCGCCUGUCUUAUCUGUGGGAAAGUUUUCACCCAGCAGAUCCAUGUCACUGACCACAUGAGGAUUCACACUGGAGAGAAGCCCUUCCCCUGUGCCACCUGUGGGAAACACUUCAGGCAGAAGAGUAGCUUGAACAAACACCUGAGAACUCAGCACCAGAAGCUGGAGGCAUGAUCGGGUUCUGAGCUGGUUCUGAGCUGCUGGCUGGUCCUGGAGGCAUCAGACUGAAGUGGAGCAUCAACAACUUUCCUGCUUUUAAACUCUACUUCCUGUUCUUCAGCAUCUCUGAGGAAACCUGUAUGUUCCUCCACCCUCCCAGCUGAGCAGAAGACCAGAAAAACCACUAAGAAAUCUAGAUGUUAAUCUCUGUGUAAAGUUGGAGAUUCUAACAUUUACUACAAAGACUGAGUUUUCAAAAUAAUAGUGGGAAUUCUGAGGGAAAAAAGGGCGUUCUGGAAAAAAAUGUUGGAUUCUGACUUUUUUGAAAGAAGGAUGAAUUCUAAAAAAAAAAGGCAAAAAUGAAUUCUCAUUUUAAAAAGUGAAAAAAGCAGAAAUUUACCAAAAAGGUAGAAAUUAUUUUAAAAAAUUGCUGAAAAAAAGUUAGAAUUCUGAGGAAAAAGGUCAAAAGGCUUAAAAACCCUGCAAAAUUUUAACAGAAAAGCUAAAGUUUGUUUAAAAGAAAAAGAAACUCUGAACUGGUUGUGUUUUUUGAGGACGAAUGUUGUGAAAUGAUUCCAGGGUUAUGGAGCCUCUGAUGAACAGGAAUUAUUUAAAACCUGCUGCAGGUGGAUCUCUGUUGACUCUGUGGCUCGUUGUAGCGGCGGUCACUCAAUCCUGGGUUAUGAUAUAUUUGUAUAUUUUUCAGUCUAACAGCAGCUUCAUGGCAGCGUGAGUUUUGUUUGGAUCACAGUUGAUGUGCCGAGUUAUGCGUUUCGUCUGGCAAUGUUUUGUUUUCUCAGACUGUAAAACUGAAUGUGCUGCAGUAGCAGAAAUAUUUAUGCUUACUUGGUAUUAAAGGUCUGAUCUUGAGUUGAA